This is a messenger RNA of Dentiscutata heterogama, 1550 nucleotides long. The record is from the annotation of a GenBank genome assembly. Lineage: Eukaryota; Fungi; Glomeromycota; Glomeromycetes; Diversisporales; Gigasporaceae.
AUUCUGUAAAAUCUAUUUUAUUAGAUUCUCUUAAAUCAGCUAUCGGAGAUUCAUUUUCACUAACUGACGAUGACGAAGCCUCAUUCUUUUCUAUUGGUUUAGAUUCCUUAUCUGCAACUAAAUUACGGGCUAUUCUUCAAAAACAAUUUCCGAUUAUCAACCUUCCUCAUGAUAUUAUUUUCGAAUAUAAUACAUUCCAAAGUCUUACUCAUUAUUUGAUAAAAGAAUUGUCAAAAAUCAGCUCUUCACAAAGUCAAAAUGCUGAAGACAGUUACGAAGCAAAAUUACAGGCUCUUAAAAAUGAAGUGAACUCAUAUAUUCAAAAGUAUAGUGCAACUGAUAAAUUCCCUCCUGUGGAUAACUUUGAUAACUUUGAUAAAAUUAAUGGAAUCGUAAAUGAAAAAAAUGGUGAAACGGUUCUUAUAACAGGUGUUACUGGAUCUCUUGGAUCUUUUAUUCUCCGUGAUUUAUUAAACAAUCUAAGUGUACUUAAAGUUUACUGUUUGGUGAGAGCUUCAGAUGAAAAUCAUGGAUGGUCUCGAUUAAAAGAUUCAUUUGAACAACGUCAUUUAGAUUCUUCUUUAUUAUCUAAAGAACGUAUUAUCAUUUUACCAAGUGAUUUGGGUGAUUCGAAGUUUGGACAACCCGAAAAGAUUUAUUUAAAACUUGUACAAGAAGUAACACAAAUUUACCACGUCGCUUGGAGAUUGGAUUUUAAUAAUAAAAUUCAAGUUUUUGAACGUGAUAGUAUUGCUGGAACCGUUCAUCUUCUUAUGCUCGCCCGUGAAGCAUAUACUCAUCAUCAAAAUGUUCAUUUUAAUUUUACAUCAAGUAUCAGUACAACUGUUAGAUCAAAAACAAAUGUUAAAGAAGAUGAAUUACCUCACAAUAUUUCAAAUGCAAUGCCUAACGGAUAUGCCUUAUCUAAAUUCAUUACUGAAAAUGUAUGUGCUGAAUGGUCACGAAAAAUUGGGUUUAAACUUGAUAUUCAUCGUGUUGGACAAGUUUGUGGUGAUUCUGUUACGGGUGUUUGGAAUACUCGAGAACAUAUUCCACUUAUGAUAAAAGGUGCACAAAUUAUGAAAAUUAUGCCGAAUUCAUAUUCCUCAAAUGUUGACUGGAUUCCUCUUGAUAUCGCAUCACAAAGUAUCGUUGAUAUUUCCUUAAGUGCACCUUUUACUAAAGAUGGUGAUUAUAUUCGAGUUAAUCAUAUAGUUAAUCCGAAGCAAGUCACAUGGAACGAAUUCUUAAAAUCUUUACAACAAAGUGGAAUAGAUUUUAAGAUUGUUUCGAAUAAAGAAUGGUUGAAUACAUUAUUAAAUACUCCCGAAUAUCAGAAUGUGGAUAAAAAUCCGGUAGCCGCAUUAUCAGGAUUCUUUGAAAAGGUUAUGAGCAAAUCAUUGGAUAAGAGUGAAAGACACGGACCCUUAUUUGAAACACAUAAAUCAUCAAAUCGUAGUUUAGCACUUUCUAAUUGCCAAAAAAUUGAUGCUAGAUUAAUCAAGUUAUAUAUUAAUAAUUGGAAAAGGAUUUCAUUCUUAAAUUUUUAA